This is a messenger RNA of Phytophthora sojae, 5088 nucleotides long. RefSeq lists its product as hypothetical. NCBI's taxonomy places the organism in Eukaryota, Oomycota, Peronosporomycetes, Peronosporales, Peronosporaceae. The transcript has 9 exons. Gene Ontology annotation, cellular component: voltage-gated sodium channel complex; plasma membrane. Gene Ontology annotation, molecular function: voltage-gated sodium channel activity. Gene Ontology annotation, biological process: transmembrane transport; monoatomic ion transport. The coding region runs from base 1 to 5088 and encodes 1695 amino acids. The record is from RefSeq and is a predicted model, not a curated record.
AUGGGUACGGAGGUCAAACCACAGCCGCAAGCUCAGCUCCAAGACGCCCAUGAAAAUGGGCAAGUGACUCAGAGCCGAGUUCGAAGCUCCCGACUAUCUGGGCUCAUUUUCCGUCGUCGAAAUGCCAUCUCCAGGAAGAAGAAAGUCGGUGCCGAUUUUGCUUGUUUUAACCUUUUCCCGCGAGAUCACUGGCUUCGACGGCGGAUUAUUCGGCUAGUGGCGCAUCGCUACUUCGACCGCUUUAUCGUGUUUACUAUUAUCUUAAACUCCAUCAUUCUAGCUCUCUCGGAUUUUUCGGUUGUCGAUAAGAGGUUGAAUCCAGUCAGCGAGGGCUUCGCCUUUCACAACGGCGUCGUCGUACCAGCCACUUCACUGCUCAACACGGUCGUCAACCUGUCCGAGAUCCCCUUCACCUCCAUCUUCACAGUCGAAUGCCUGCUGAAAAUCCUUGCCAUGGGGUUUAUUCGGAACGAAGGUGCCUACCUACGAGAUUCAUGGAACGUCCUCGACUUCGUGGUCGUCAUUUCAACUUUGGUUGCGAUCUUGCCUACCGUACCGAACGUAUCAGCGAUUCGAACGAUUCGAGUGCUGCGUCCACUUCGAUCUCUAUCAAUGAUUCCUGGUAUGCGUGCGCUUAUAUCCGCAUUACUGAAAGCACUGCCUGUCCUCGGCAACGUCCUGGUGCUCCAAGUUUUUCUCUUUUUCAUGUUUACCAUCCUCGGAAAUCAGCUCUUCGGGGACAAUAUAACGCGCCGUUGUCGUCUAACAGACUUCACCGUCCUGUUACCUGUCGAUGAGCUCCACCCCUACGGCGUGUGGCCCGUCACGGACGAGUAUUUAACUACUGUACUUGCUAAUCCAGAGAAAUAUCGAUGUAUUGACGGCCCAGUUCUCGAAACGGAUCCAGGAAAUUUUGUAAAGGAAACAUCGCCCUGGUUCGAGGCACAACCGUGCUAUUGGCCCGUUGAUCAGAACGAUAUGCAGGUUUGUGCGCGGCCUACGUACUCGGGCAACCACCAAUGCAGCACCGGAGAAACGUGUGGUGGGAACUACGACGUGUACGGCAAUCCGCGAUUUCUCAAUAAUUUCGUUAUGGAUGAUGCACGUUACCAGGAUGCGCUAGACUAUGGUUUGACGACCUUCGACGACAUUGGACACGCAGUCGUGACCUUUUUUCAAGUGAUAACGUCGGAAGGCUGGACGAACAUCAUGUAUAUGUGCAUGGACUCGACGCAACCGGUCAUUGCGGCGAUGUUUUACAUCGCGUUUGUCAUCUUUGACUCGAUUUUUGUCAUGAACUUGACGCUAGCAGUUAUCGCCGACGACUGCAGAGCAAAAAUACUUCAACAACACACAUCGGACGAGAGCUCACGAUUCAAACCGCGCAUCCCGUGGCUCUACUACGUGGCGACACACCCGUUGUUCUCUGCUUUUGUCAUGGCGGUCAUGGUCGCCAACACUGUUGUACUCUCAUUGGAUCAUUACCCCAUGUCUGACGUGAUGAACGCCGAUCUGGAGAUGAUCAACUUCGCCCUCUCCUGCGUGUACCUAGCCGAAAUGGUCAUUAAAAUCAUCGGUCUUGGGCCUCGACUGUACGCACGCGACCGCUUCAAUCCGUUCGACGCGUUUGUCGUCCUGAUGGGUAUUCUCGAGCUGGCACUGUCUCCACCUUCAUUCAUGUCCGAAAACCCGCCAAAGAAGGGGUCAGUGUCGUCGCUGCGUUCAUUUCGGCUCUUUCGUGUCUUUAAACUAGCUCGAAACUGGAAAUCACUGCGCGAUUUGCUUGAAAUGAUCGCGAGCGCCAUCGCCAGUAUCGCCAACUUUGGAGUGUUGCUGUUCAUCUUCAUCUACAUCUACGCGCUCAUCGGGAUGCAGUUUUUCGGGAAUACUAUGCGCUUUGAUGAGAAUGGGUACCCGACCCCAUACAAUAUUAACGAGUAUUGGUUUGGCACGGCGCCUCGGCUCAACUUCGAUACGUUUCUAUGGUCAGUGAUCACUGUCUUCAAAAUCAUCACAAGCGACAACUGGAACGAAAAUAUGUACGACAUCAUCCGAAGCAAUGGCAUGUUUGCGGCACUUUACCCUAUCUCGUUGGUGAGUGAUUCCUAUGCUAGACAUGUGCAUCACUUCAUGGCAAACAGCUCAUUACUUUGCGCCUUUUGGUUGUCUCGACAGAUUGUGUUUGGAAACUUCAUUAUGAUGAACCUCUUCCUGGCGCUGUUGCUCGACAAAUUCAGCUCUGGAGGUGAUGAUCAAGCGAAUACUAAGGAAAUGGACAUGAAAAUGCUGGCUCGGAAGAUGUCCUCAAUGAAAGUUGCCCCGUUGGCACUGCCAGCCCCGGAAAACAAUCUCUCGCACCGCAGUGAGCUCGACAUCAAGGGUGCUACGGUUUACGAACAGAUUCAAUCUCUACCGCCUGCUGGUGGUGGCGAGAACAGUGAUAGGAAACCUACGACUAUGGAUGAUACAACUAGUCGAGUGGAGAACGCCGGUGAGGGCCCUUCAAUAUCGGCAACGACGGACAUGAAAAAGCCCGUGGAAUUGAAGGAAUUUACCUUAAACCACAGUAGCAAGUCGACGCGCGUUCUCAAGCGACUAAUUGAUGCGAAACAACGGAUGGACAGCGAGAUGACCCCGCGUGCCUCAGGUUCCCAUCAAGAGAAAGAUAAAAGCAAAGGGAUUUUUCACCUACUGAAAGGCAACUCGCUCUUCAUAUUUCCUGCGGAUUGUUGUAUAAGGCAGUGGGCGCUCACUUUGAUCGUGCAUCCGUACUUCGAUUCUGUCAUUCUGGCGCUCGUUACGGUAUCCAGCAUAGCGUUGGCUAUUGACAAUCCUCUGAUUGAUCCAGAGUCAACCCUGGCCAUCGGAUUGAAGCGCUUGGAUAUGGCGUUCGCUAUCAUCUUCGCCUUUGAAAUGACCGUGAAGAUCGUCGCUCUGGGGCUCGUACUGCACAAAAGAGCGUAUCUGCGCAGCGGUUGGAACGUACUAGACGGCGUGAUCGUCAUCACGUCUCUCGUGAUGCUGGCCGAGUCGUCCAGCAGCCGACACUCGCUGAAAUCUCUACGCUCUCUGCGAACUUUUCGCGCGUUCCGUCCACUGCGCGUCAUCAGCCGCAGACCGGGGCUAAAGCUCGUUGUGAACGCGUUGAUCGAAGCAAUUCCAGCUGUACUCAACGUCCUCAUCAUCUGCGCGUUGUUCUACCUCGUCUUCAGCAUCUUCGCCGUCACGUAUCUCAAAGGCCGACUAAACGCUUGCAGUGGCGACGUAUUUAACGCGCUUUCCGUGGAUCAAGUUGACCUUCUUGUGAAUCCCCAGCCGUGGUCAACUCUAUCGUUCGGCCAGCAGCAGUGGUUCACUAACACAACUUGCAUCGAGUUUCCAACAGACUCCCUCACGUCCAAAUACCUGUGUGCGUGCUGGGGGGCUGACUGGGGGCCUGUGGUUCCUCAGAAUUUCAACAAUGUUGGCAACGCGAUGAUCACAUUUUUCGAGAUGUCGACAACCGAGAACUGGGGAUUGCUCAUGGUUGCGUGUAUUGACGCUACGGGGAUCGAUAUGCAGCCGAUCCGCGACUACAAUAUGUGGUGGGCCGGGUUUUUCUUCGUCUUCAUGAUGUUCGGCAGCUUUUUCGUGGUCAAUCUGUUCGUCGGGGUCAUCAUCGAUAACUUCAACAAAAUGACGGACGCUCUGGGCGGUACAUUCAUGCUUUCAUCCGAGCAGAAAAAGUGGAUAAAGGCUCAGAAGGCCGCAGCGCAGGUUGGUCCCCAGCUUAUCCUUAAACAUUUUCCCGAUCCUCUUCGGCGCAAGAUCUUCCACCUCGUCAGACGGAAGCGGUUCGAGUGGUUCAUCAUGAUCUGCAUCACUAUCAACACGCUGCUCAUGGCUGCGCAACACUACGGUCAAGCCACGCUACAGACCACAGUCGUGGGAUUCCUCAACGACUUCUUUGCAGCCGUAUUCACAGUCGAAGCUGCGUUGAAGAUCACGGCUUACGGACUUGCAUACUUUGAGGACAACUGGAACCGCUUCGACUUCUUCGUAGUGGUCGGAACACUUGCAAGCAUCAUUACUCGCUAUGCUCGUUCGAGUCUUCCGCGUGACGCGUAUCAUCCGCUUGGUCAAAGCUUCCAAGGGGAUUCGCCACAUUCUGACGACGCUGUACUUGGCUCUGCCAGGACUCAGCAACGUCACGUCGAUCCUGGUGCUCAUGCUCUUCAUCUACACGUGCAGAUGUUCGCCAAGGUGGCGUUAAGCGACAACAUCGACAUGCAUGCGAACUUCCAGACGUUCUGGACGGGCUUCCUCUUCAUGAUCCGAGCUGCGACUGGAGAGAGUUGGGACGACUGCAUGCACGACUUUGCCGCUAGACCAGAGGGCUGCGUUGACGACCCGCCCUACGACCCCACCAUGUGCGGCUUCAACAACUCUGAGACUUGUGUGCCUCUCAACGGAUGCGGGAACCCGAUUGCCUACUUGUUUUUCUGCUCCUUCACGCUGUUGGGGACGUAUGUCAUGCUCAAUGUGACGGUGGCUGUGAUCCUCGAGAGUUUUUCAGUCUCAAAUGAGGAUGAGGAGCCUCUUUUUGACCCCGAGUUGCUAGGCGAAUUCCAGACCAAGUGGGCGGAAGUGGACCCGAAAGCCAAGGGGUUCAUCCCAGUCGCCAAACUCUACGCGAUUUUCACGAUACUCGACCCACCGCUCGUCAAAACUGACGCUGUACGGAACAAAAAGGCUUUUUUGCACUUUGUGUGUGGUCUGCGCUUGCCUAUGUAUGAGGGCGACACGAUCUAUUUUACCGAUACGCUGCUCGCCAUGACGCGUGAAAUGGUCAAAGAGACUGUAGACGACGAGAUCAACGCGAUUGGAAACAUUACGCCGCCCGUGGACGAUAUGCCGAGUCGCCGGCGUCUGCACUAUCAAGCACACGAGUACUUCGCAGUACGGCAGAUCCAGCGCGCGGUGGCUGCGUGGCUCCGAUUUAAGCGGGAGAUCGAGAAGAAGUACAUGGAGGAGUACAAGAGCAAGAUUAAGAAGGGAACCACCCGCCCGAAGAAGCACCGUGGCGCUCUUGUCCUCACAACUGGAUAG